Molecule: messenger RNA, 3276 nt
Organism: Entamoeba invadens IP1
Lineage: Eukaryota; Evosea; Mastigamoebida; Endamoebidae
Exons: 2
Coding region: 1-3276 (1091 amino acids)
Source: RefSeq, a predicted model, not a curated record
AUGUUUGAAUUUGUAGCUCUUCUUCUCCUCUUGACCUUUUCAUAUUCGCAGAGUCAGUCGUCCUCAUCCACUGAAGAAGAGUUAUGUGACUUAUAUUGUUUCUUAAGUUCAAUGACCUUCACAUUAGAUCUCAACGGGUCUGUAGUGUUUCAGGGUUUGAACUUUCCAUAUUUAGUCUUUGAUAAUUUAAAGCUCAAAGACAUUAAAGGUGAAGUGAAUGAUAUCAAUGCUCCUCAAGGAAUUAAUACAUCACUUAUUUUAUCCAAUUUACACGGCAGAGGGCCGAUUCUUAAAGAAGAAAAUGACAAGGAAAUUGGGUACUUAGAAAUUCAAUUUGUCGAUGUUGCUGUCACUUUUGAUUUAAUGUUCCACACAUACACUUUUAAACAAUUCCACUUGAUCGACUCAACAACUGCGGACUUACACAUUGACUUGAAUACUAAAGAAGCUGUUGCAGAAGCCAAGUGUACUGAUUGUAGUGUUUCUGAUCGAACCAAAAUCGCAUUAAUCAAUACGGCGCUGGGGACAUUUCUCCCUCUUUUCCAAAAAGUCUUAGACGCCAAUUUAUAUAAACUCGAUGCAUUAAUUGAGAACAAAUUGGAUACCCUCUUCGAUAAUUUAAACACAAAUUACACAGAAAAAUUCAUUAAUGGGACUCAACCCAUUGAUAUUAAGAUCAACCCAAUUGGUAAAGUCAAUUUGACUCAGAGUUCUAUAGUCGAUGUCAUCGGUUACAUCUCAAAUGAGUUACUCAUGUCAGACACAGAACUCAACAUAAACAAAUUAAUUGAGCGAUUCACACACCAAACCGGCGAGUUUGUAGUUGGGAGCAAAGAGGACACCUUCCCCUAUUUAACUCGAAACCUCAUUGAAAAUUUGCAGUUCACAAACAUCAGCAAUGGGACGGUAGAAAUAGGUAUCAACUAUUUGUCUUUAAAUGGAUUGAAUACCGUUACCUUCUUAGACUUGUUCGAACCCCUUCGUAUGAUCUUUUUUAACAAAGAGAGUCUUUGUACUCGCCAACAGAACUGUGACUACCAAGUCCGGUUAGCAUCGAAAUUGGAUCAAUUAGGUAUUCUCUUAAAGAUGAAGUUAAACGUUUCUAUCGAGAGUGAUGUAGUUACUUCUAAUGGUAAAACCCUAAAUGAAGAUUUGAAAUUUGAUGUCCAAGUUAAGAACAAUUUAUUGGAUGGACGGCUUCAAUUGUCUGUAGAAAAUGGGAAGCUAGAGACUUAUAGUAAUUCGAUGAUAGAGAACAUGACGUGUUGGGGUGCAUUGAUGCAGAAUGGGAGUGGGAUACCCAUAUUAGGUAUAAACACUAUAUUAGAGAACAUAACCAUUCACAGCUCUUCUGGGGACUUAGAGAGUGGAAUACAAGACAUCAUUAAUUCUCUCAUCCACGUCUUUAUUUUCAAUUACAAUGAUUCAUUUCCCAUGUUAGUAGAUGGUAUUAUCAACGAGUUUGCAGUGCCAGCGAUUAACACUGGAAUAGAUGAAGCUAAAGAGAAGACGUGUGAAGUGAUAGUGGAUGAACCAUUUAAAGGGUAUGAUCCGCAUGCUUCUGUAGCUUCAUUGGUAUCGGCCAUAGUGUUUGGUUCUGUUUUUAGUUUAGUAGCUAUAGUCUUCUUUGUCUACACAUGGAGGAGGGAGAAGAAAAUUCAAGCAAAAGAAAUGCAUCUGAGAACUCCCGAAAUAGCACAACCAAACUCUCAACAGAACUCUGAACACGCGUCUUGUAAGAACUCAAAUGACAAUUCAAAUGACACGGAAGAUCUAUUAGAGAAAGCAAGUAGUGAGAAGGUCGGUGUAAUUCGAAGAGUGACACAUCGAGUCACAUGGAUAUGUAAACAGUUUUUAAGAACAGAUGAUGGGGGCGCCUCGCUAUUUUUAGACAGUCGAAUUACCAUCUUCUUGCGCGUUAUAGUUCCCCUUCUUAUAUUUAUUAAUAUGUCCAUUUUCAUCAUUUCAAACACGGGAACAGGCGCUACUGUAUUUGGCUAUUUAGUCCUUGGAAACACAAACGAAAUGAGUUUUGAAAUGUCCGAGUUUGGAUUAGUCGAUACAGUCACAGACAUGUGGACUGCAAAGGUCUAUGCUCUCAGUUCUUUAAUUCUGAUCUUUUCUGGGAUAUGGCCGUAUACCAAAUUAGUUAUGAUGUUAGUCUGUUGGUUGAUGCCAAGCACUUUAUUGACUCCCAAAUAUCGAGGUAAGAUCCUUAGUGUCUUAGAUGCAUUAGGGAAAUGGUCUUUCCUUGACUCAUACGUUAUGACUCUCAUGACUAUGGCAUUCUUCUUCGACUUAAAACUCCCCCUCCAUCACCCGGAGAACGUCCACUCAAACGUCGCAAUUGAUUUGUAUGUGAAUCCCGAGUUAGGGUUUACUACACUGAUGUUAGGGACUUUGAUGUCGUUGUUCUUGUCACAUUUUAUGGUCUUUUUACACAACUACAUACUCUCAAAUCCAUCAGAUAAUAUCGGUGCCGAUGCCAAAAUCUACAAGUCACUCUUUUCAACUCGUCGCAACUUCUUGAUCAAAUAUGGAUUAAUUGUGUUGAUCCUAAUAGCAAUGUUCUUAGUAAUUCUUGGGAUGUUCCUCGAGUCCUUCUCAUUCAACUUUUUAGGCUUAGCUGGCUGGGCCUUUGAUAUUUUGAAUUUCGAGCACACUCGUAACUUCUCUGUGAUGGAUCUUGGCGUCAACUUCCCUGCUGCCACUCGAGAGCCAAAGAGUUUUGUUGUUCUCUUUAUCCAAGUGACUUAUUUCAUAACAAUAGUUACACUUCCCAUGGUCCAUAUGAUCUGUAUGUUAGUCUUGUGGUUAGUCCCAAUGACUCGUCGAAUACAAAAUAUGAUGUUUACGGUGUGUGAGAUAUUAUAUGCGUGGUCUUGUAUUGAUGUCUUUAUUAUAUCAGUCAUAGCCGCUGUUUUAGAAUUAUCACAAUUCGCAGCCUUCAUGGUCGAACCAUUUUGUGAUGUUCCAUUAGGUGGAAGUGGGAUGUCUGUCGACUCUAUAAUAGCCAAAUACUUCUCCACUGAAGAAUUUAUUAAAGACGGUCAUGAGACUUGCUUCGAAGUAAAGACUGAACUAACAAGUGGCUGUUGGUGCUUAUUCGCUGGUGUAAUUUUCUACACUAUUUCUUCAGUAUUACUCGUCAAAUUCGCUAGAAAAACUUUAGCUGAUCGACUUCCCACACAAGAAGAAAUCUCGGAAUUCGAAGAAACUCAAAUGAAGAAGAAUCAAGACAAAUGGCCGCUUCUCUAUGGUGUUUCUUCUAACUGA